AGUGCGGCUAUAGGGAAGUUUUUCUGGGGAGUUUUUCGCGAAGAAGUGAUUGUUUUUGCGGAAGAUCAAGCAAAGAAGAAGGAGGUCGCGGCGAUGGCUUUGCGCGUAGCACUUGGCAAGAGUGUCCAGCGAGGAGCACCAGCAACGAGAGCUUUCCAAUGGCGAUUUUUUUCGGCAAAUCCGGAAACCAAUCAGCCCGACACCGACCAUGAGCACGGCAAGAUGAUGAGCGAGGGCGGCGGCAGCGUCUCGUCCUUCACCGAGGCCAAGGAGGACGUGAAAUCCAAGUCUGGCGGGAUGGUGGAGGGGAUCAAGCACCAGGUGGAGGUGGAGAAGAAGAACGCGAGGGAGAUGAUGGACGAGAUGAAGGAGAUGCCGAAAAAGGCCGGGGAGACGACCGAGCAGCUCAAGGAGACGGUGGUGAUCGCGGGUCAGGCGCUCAAGAGAGACGCCGAGAGGAUCGCCGAGAAGGUUGGAGUCCGGGAGAGAAAACCCGGAGAUCUGGAGAACGAGUAGAAAAAGAGUUUUUGUGUGAGUAAGAAUUGGCUGUAGCAUCACCCAUAGAAAUUUCUGCUUUCACACAAAAUCCAUUCACAGGCUCAAGAACCCUAAACCGCUAUAGAAAAAGUAUACUUUUUGAA
Selaginella moellendorffii is the source of this 641-nucleotide messenger RNA. RefSeq lists its product as uncharacterized. The record is from RefSeq and is a predicted model, not a curated record. The transcript has 2 exons. Bases 94 to 516 code for a protein of 140 amino acids. Lineage: Eukaryota; Viridiplantae; Streptophyta; Lycopodiopsida; Selaginellales; Selaginellaceae.